GUUAAUUAUAUUAUAAUGCUAUAAAAUUUUAAGAUUUAACAGCAAAUUAUUCUCAAUGACAUCAAGAUUCAAAUAGUGAUCCGGCCCAUUGAAAAUCCGAAUCACCUCCGUAGAACCUUCGGACCACUCCGAAAACCACCAUCAACUGCCGGUAUGCUCCGCCCUUCGCAUUUCCGAAUUUUCCCAACAAAUUUCUAUUAUAAUUUCACAGCACAGCCUGUUUUUGCCUGUUAAUCCAUCACUAUCAGUCUAUCACCGUCAAAACUCCCCCCGAAUCAACAAACUUUAGUCUUUUGUACCGAAAUCUUGCAUCAAUUUUCGGCUUUUCCGAUGAAAAAUAAACCACCUCCGUGUCACUUUUGAUUUGAAAUCAGAAAUGUUUGGGGCUGUACAGUUUGGAUUAUUGGCAGCCGGGAUUGUGUUGUUCGUACCUAUGGGUAUGGCGGGGUGGCAUUUAAGCCGGAAUAAGAUGCUUUUUUUCAGCUGUGCACUUUUCAUCACACUCGCUGUCGGUGUGCACUUAGCUCCGUUUUUCCCUUCAAUAUCUAGUUUCUUGUACAAGCCUUCAUCGAUUUCUGAUUCAUCUUUGCCGACUGGUACAACCUCUUCUUCCAUGAUCCGUGAUUCGUGCAUUUUUUCCCUACAUAGUGUUGUUAUGUAUAAAAGUAACUAUAGUGUAUGUGUGGAUGAUGCUAUCGAUAGUAAUAGUGAUAGUGGCUGUAAGAAGAUGUAUUGGAAAUGGACGCAGCCUGGGAGCGUUGCUGAAUGUGGGUUUCAAAAGUUAAAGAAACCAGAUGUCUCGGUGUUGUUAAAUGGGUCGUGGGUGGUUGUUGCAGGGGACUCUCAGGCAAGGUUAAUGGUGGCUUCUUUGUUAGAGUUGGUCAUGGGUCCGGAGGGGAUGAAGAAAAUCAGAGGGGAUCUGUUUAGGAGACAUAGCGAUUAUUCCAUAACUGUUGAUGAAAUUGGGAUGAAGUUGGACUUUACGUGGGCGCCUUAUGUGAGAAAUUUGACCAACUUGAUGUUGAAAUUCAGGGACAAUAAGGAUUAUCCAGAUAUCAUAUUGAUUGGAGCUGGGUUAUGGGAUAUGUUGCACUUGAACAAUGCAACAGAAUAUGGUAUAUCAUUGUCGGCAUUGAAGGAUUCAGUUUUGGCGCUUUUGCCGGUUUUCCGGAAUACGGAUGCCAUUGAGAGGGAGGCAAGUGAGUCGGCAUGGAUUAGGUCACCACAUUUGUUUUGGCUUGGGAUGCCAGCAUUGAUAAGCUCAAUGUUAAACACAGUCGAAAAGAGGGAGAAGAUGAAAGAUGUAAUGUGCAAUGCUUAUGAUGAUGAAGUUUCUAGAACUAAGCUUUUGUGGCAAUCUGGAGGACCACUUUUGAAACUGGAUAUUCGUUGGCUGACUGACCUAUGUGGGCCUCAGUGUACGGUGGAUGGGAUGCACUAUGAUGGAAUUGUUUAUGAUGCUGCCGUUCAAAUCAUGCUGAAUGCAUUGCUUCUUGAAUCAAAUCAGAAGGCACCGUGAUAUAAUUUUGGUUUGCACCAUUGUGGAAUGGAUAACAGUGGAGUAUCGAAAGGGUUCCCCAUGGACUCAAAUUUCUUUGCAUCCGCUCGAGGUUUCUUUAAUCUUGUGUUUCAGAUUCCUUCCAGGUGCUUCUCUUGACAGCAUCAGCCCAAUAGUAAAUUUUCUCAUUGUUGUUAUGUGGGGUUGGUUCCCUCUACUUUUUCAAUAUGCUCGAAAUUCAAUACUCACACAACUUGUAUUUGAUACAUAGAGAAACCACAAGUGUCUUCACAUCCAAUUUUGAUGUGAAGAAAUCAAGAAUCUUUAUUGAUAUCUUUAUAUACAUGCAUUUUAUU
Olea europaea var. sylvestris is the source of this 1854-nucleotide messenger RNA. RefSeq lists its product as uncharacterized. The record is from RefSeq and is a predicted model, not a curated record. Bases 377 to 1519 code for a protein of 380 amino acids. Gene Ontology annotation, molecular function: acetyltransferase activity. Gene Ontology annotation, biological process: carbohydrate metabolic process. Gene Ontology annotation, cellular component: Golgi apparatus. Lineage: Eukaryota; Viridiplantae; Streptophyta; Magnoliopsida; Lamiales; Oleaceae. The transcript has a single exon.